GUAUCAGUUGUAAUCUAUUGUACGCAGCCGAGAGAUACGAAAACAGAGAUGUUCUCAAAAGUAGUCCUGUAAAAUUUUUACAGCAACUUUUUCGUUCAGUCUUGGUUGGUGCGUUCGUCGUGUGUGAAGAAUUUCUCUUGUGCUCUCAGUAGUUUUGGACGGCAGUGUUUUUUAGUGUAACUCCCAUUUAAAAAGUAAAAAUAUUAACAAAACAUAAAACCAUUUUGUGGAGUGUUCGAAAAAGUUGGGUUCAAUAAAUAAAACACAAUUGUGAAGUGUAUAAGAACGGCUUUGUUUAUGGAAUAUAAAGAAAACUAAUAAUUGCAACUCCUAAAGUUUAUAUUUGUGGCGGUAAAAACAACAACAACGACGAAAACGGCUUUGUCAUUAACACCAUCAUCAGCAUUGAAUAAUAAGAACAACAUCGAUAACAUUAAAGUCCUCGUUGAUUGACUACGUAGUGCGUGCAUAUAAAAAUAGUUUCCCGUGGUGUAUCUUAAAUGUGUGAGUGUCAGUGUUUACAUUAAUUACAAACAUUUCGAAAACAACGACUACGACGACGGCAACGGCAACGACGAUACCGAUACUGUUCGAAAAACCAUAAAUGCGCGACGACGCAGUGUUUGUUUUACUGCUGCUCCAUCUCUUCCUUUAAUAAAAUAAUAAACAACAGAUUAUAACACCAAACAGGAAUAACGUCAACAAAAAGUCAAUAGCUUUGUGUAGAAUAUUUCCUGUUUGUCACAUGUAUGCCAUCAUUAAGUCAUACCUUCAUCCAUGGAUUAAAGGAACUCAUAAUACAAAAUCUCACGGAUUAGCGAAGAGCACCUAACGGGUCAAGUAGUUUUCAAGGAUAUAAGCGAAUAACACGUGAACGGACGAACGAGUACAAUUUCUUUUUUCAUAUGCCACAGCGACGACGGCGAGGAGGACAACAGCUUCAAACAUUGGCAUCUUCAUCUCAAACCCCACAAUAACCACAACAACAACAACAUCCUGAUGACUUGUGUCAUCACAUUUGCCAGAGAGUUGUCAGCUGAAGCGCUUAUUGAUAUUUAAUGUUGGUUUUAUGUGCUUUGGGACACUUGCCAAAAGACCACAUUAGCAAUGACAUCAUCAUUAGCAACCUUUGCAGUCUGCUUCAGCCAAACGUCAGAGACUCGUAGAUAAUUUGACCCCAUUUUAAAUCAUCACAAUUUCGUGUUGCAUUGUGGCCCCUACACUGCCACUAUUUAUCGUAUCAUUCGCCCUGGUGCGAAUAAGGGAAGAAAAGGGGUCGUAGCCGCCAAUGACCACAUAAUCUUAAUUGAAUUUUGGUUAUGUGGAACGCUUGGAAUCAAACUUCGCAACAGAAAGGAAUAGCUGUGUAAAGAGUAAUUGAAUAGCAACUACAAAGUUCAAAGUAUAUACAGAUUCAAGGAUACCAAGUAUCAUUGCCCUUUGGUGGAUUUGAAUCCAACGACACAUCAUCACAUAAACAUAACAACAUCACUAUAGCCAAAAGUCGCUUACUACAGCAUCAGUUUGAAAAAAGGCAUGAAAUGACCGUUAACAGGCUUUUCUGACUGCGUUUGGCAAACUCUUCCAAACGGUGCAAUCGAUACCAAAAAAAAAAAAACGUUUUCCUCACUACAAGCAAAACAACGGGGAAAACGACAUCAUAUUUUUAAAUCUAAACAUAAAACGCUUUUUCGAAACUUAAAAUAGGCGGAUUAAGAAACAAAACGAAAACGUUAAACAAGCCACUCCAUCCACAAAACCUAGAGAAAAUCACACCUUUUUCUACGUAAAUUUCAAAAAAAGGCUACUUUUUUACAAGCGUUACUUUUUUCUAACGAGCAAACAAACAGCAAAAACAACAACAACAACAAAAACCUAACUUGACUGAUAGUUUUAUGCAUUAAAAUUAAAUUUAAAAAAUUUUUUACAAUAAGCCCCCCUCAAAAAAAAAAUUAAGAAAAUUCUUUAAGAACAACCUCCUAUUUGCAAUUCUGGAUACCAGGAAAAAAAUCAACAACAGAGAACAAGCAUAUAAAACCAGUGAACCCUCGCUCUUUAUCGCCUAAACCCUGUUUUGCCCUUUUCAAAGAAAGUCAACUCAGCCCAGAUGCUUUAAAUAUAAACGAAACAAGAGGCCCAACACCACUCUACAACUACUACUGCAGCUAAAACAUAUAUAUCUAUUUUUUCUUUUAAAAUUAAGCUACGAUUUCCUUAUUCAUCCCGGUCUCCGCAUAGUCCUCCCGCAACUUUUGCUCUCCCUACAGAUACUUCUUCUCAUAUUUAAGGCUAAAUCAGUCAGUCCACUGCAUUUAUAAAUCGUUCGAGAACAACAAAACGAUCGUGGCGAAAUUAUCGACAUAGUAUGAAAAUUUUUAUUUUAUAAGAAACCACAUUUAAGGAGCAAAACAUAACAUAGCAAGCUUUAGAUCCUUUUGAUCGUUGACGACGCCCUUAUCACAAUCAUCUUUGCAACACACAUCGACAUCGACCAUGGGGAACAAAUGCUGUAGCAAACGCCAGGACCAGGAGCUAGCACUUGCCUAUCCCACAGGUUAUAAGAAGUCCGAUUAUACUUUCGGUCAGACACACAUAAACAACAGUGGCCAAAAACACAAUAAUGGGGGUUCAUUGGACUCACGCUAUACCCCCGAUCCAAAUCGUGGUCCAAUAAAAAUUGGUGCUAAAGGUGGAGUGGAUAUAAUUCGACCAAGGACAACACCAACCGGUGUUCCUGGAGCUGUGGUGGCUGGCGGAGUUCCCAAGCGGCGCGUCGUUGUGGCUUUGUAUGAUUACAAGUCGCGUGAUGAGUCGGAUUUGAGUUUCAUGAAGGGAGACCGCAUGGAAGUUAUUGACGACACAGAAUCCGACUGGUGGCGUGUGGUAAAUUUGAGUACGCGGCAGGAGGGUCUGAUACCGCUGAAUUUUGUCGCCGAGGAGCGUAGUGUCAACAGUGAAGACUGGUUUUUCGAAAAUGUUCUACGCAAAGAGGCGGACAAAUUGCUGUUGGCCGAGGAGAAUCCACGUGGCACAUUUUUGGUGCGACCCUCAGAACACAAUCCAAAUGGUUUUUCAUUAUCCGUAAAAGACUGGGAAGAUGGACGAGGUUAUCAUGUUAAACAUUAUCGUAUAAAGCCUUUAGAUAACGGUGGCUAUUACAUAGCCACCAAUCAGACGUUCCCCUCCCUACAAGCUCUAGUUAUGGCCUAUAGCAAAAACGCUUUGGGUCUCUGCCAUAUAUUAUCGCGACCAUGUGCCAAACCUCAACCUCAGAUGUGGGAUUUAGGUCCAGAGUUGCGUGACAAAUACGAAAUACCUCGUUCGGAGCUGCAGCUGAUACGUAAAUUGGGACGUGGCAACUUUGGGGAAGUGUUCUAUGGCAAAUGGCGCAACAGUAUUGAUGUGGCCGUUAAGACGCUGCGUGAGGGUACCAUGUCCACACAAGCCUUCUUGCAGGAAGCGGCCAUUAUGAAAAAGUUUCGUCAUAAUCGUUUAGUUGCACUAUAUGCGGUUUGUUCACAGGAGGAACCCAUAUACAUUGUACAAGAAUACAUGUCCAAGGGCAGUCUCUUAGAUUAUCUACGCGAAGGCGAUGGCCGCUAUCUACAUUUUGAAGAUCUCAUCUAUAUAGCAACACAAGUAGCCUCAGGAAUGGAAUAUCUCGAAUCCAAGCUUUUAAUACAUCGUGAUUUGGCUGCCCGCAAUGUUCUCAUUGGUGAGAAUAAUGUAGCGAAAAUAUGUGAUUUCGGUUUGGCACGUGUCAUAGCCGACGAUGAGUAUUGUCCGAAACAAGGUUCACGUUUCCCUGUCAAAUGGACGGCGCCCGAGGCCAUUAUCUAUGGUAAAUUCUCAAUAAAAUCCGAUGUCUGGUCAUAUGGUAUACUGCUAAUGGAAUUGUUUACAUACGGACAAGUGCCAUAUCCCGGUAUGCAUAGUCGCGAAGUGAUUGAGAACAUAGAGCGUGGCUUCCGUAUGCCCAAGCCAACCAAUCACUAUUUCCCAGAUAAUAUCUAUCAUUUGUUGUUGCAAUGUUGGGAUGCGGUGCCGGAGAAGAGGCCAACAUUUGAAUUUUUAAAUCAUUACUUUGAAUCGUAUUCGGUGACGUCUGAGGUGCCCUAUAGAGAGGUGCAAGAUUAGGAUAAGUUCAUAAAUAUACAAUAUUUAGGUAUAUUACAAUAAGUUUAUAAGUUAAAACAAAAACAAAGAAAACAAGAAAAAAACAAACAAAAACAAAAAAAACAGAAAACAUCUACAACAAAAAUUUCCUCACAUUUCUGUUAAUUUUUUUUUAUUUUAAGAAACAUACAAAAAAUUAUACAAUUUCCUUACAACCACUUUAGUUAUUACUAUUCUACUCUUACUCCUAUUUUUUCUAUAGCUCUAUAAACAUAUAUGUGAAAAACUAGUUUAUUUAAAUGUUUUUUUUUUCGUAAUUGUUUUGUUAUUUUUUUUUUUCAUCUACUCUCAAUUUGCUUGCUAAGAAAAACCCCAUAUGUAUGUGUGGUCGCAGCACUGAGGAUAAAUGACAAACGUCUUGAAAAAUAAACGGCACCUAUUGUAUGCAAAUUAGACUUUAAAAAUGUAUAAUGAGAACAAUUUCAGUUUUUCCCUUAUGAAUUUUCAUAAAAACAUUUUCGAAUGAAUGCCAUUUUGCUUUUAUUUUUUCUAAGUGAAACCAAAGUUUUAGAAGUAUUUUUUUGCCUCUACUAAGAAAAAAAAAUAAUAAAAAUCGAAUUCACAAAAAAAAAAACAGAUAAUUGCUUCCAUUAAUUUUUAUUAAAGAUGAGUAUUGCGCUGCAGUUUUCCUGAAAUACUCACCACCAUGGUAUGACGGCUUGCUAUGCUAGUCAUUGCCUUUGUAACACCUCGAGAUAUAUAGACGAUCUAUCCAUGCCCAUCCCUUCGUUUGAAAUCACGAUGGCAUUCGCAGCAAUUUCUGACGGAUAUUUUUUAUUAAUGUAGGCCAUCACUUACUGACUUUAAUUGGCUAUGACAGAACAGAACAUUUGUUCCACUAGCCGAACGUAGAAUAGCGUUCCAAGCGCCUCGAUCUUCUGUGCUCAUUUUAUAAUCUCUGACACCAA
Stomoxys calcitrans (stable fly) is the source of this 5084-nucleotide messenger RNA. It is a transcript of the gene Src64B, whose product is annotated as tyrosine-protein kinase Src64B. Bases 2494 to 4137 code for a protein of 547 amino acids. Gene Ontology annotation, cellular component: extrinsic component of cytoplasmic side of plasma membrane. Gene Ontology annotation, biological process: innate immune response; protein phosphorylation; cell surface receptor protein tyrosine kinase signaling pathway. The record is from RefSeq and is a predicted model, not a curated record. Gene Ontology annotation, molecular function: signaling receptor binding; non-membrane spanning protein tyrosine kinase activity; ATP binding. Lineage: Eukaryota; Metazoa; Arthropoda; Insecta; Diptera; Muscidae. The transcript is spliced from 8 exons.